AUGCGGUUCUUUCAUCUGUUUGCUGUCGCGAUCUCGCUGUUCUUUGGUGUAUUGGCGACCGAUAAUGGCCUGCAAACGGAUGUGGAGUGGGAUAAUGGGUCGCUCAUGGUUAAUGGCGAGCGCGUCAUGAUCAUGAGUGGAGAAUUCCACUAUGCUCGCCUCCCAGUACCUGAGCUAUGGCUCGACGUCUUCCAGAAGUUCAAGGCGAACGGCAUGAACGCCGUUUCAAUUUACUUCUUCUGGUCGUACCAUUCGGCAUCGAAAGGCGCAUACGACUUCACAACACCGGGGAAAGAUAUCCAGCGCCUGUUUGAUAUGGCCAAUGAAGCCGGACUUUACGUCAUCGCACGACCAGGUCCAUACUGUAACGCGGAGACAAAUGGAGGUGGCUUCGCUCUGUGGACCAGCGACGGAAGUGGUGGCAAGUACAGAACUUCGGAUGAGACAUAUAGACAAGCGUGGUCGGAAUGGAUAGCGGAAGUAGGCGAGAUCAUCGCAAAGAACCAGAUCACCAACGGCGGACCUGUCAUCCUAGCGCAAGUCGAAAACGAACUGCAACAAACCCGUUACGAAGCCAACAACACACUGGUCAUCUACAUGGAACAGUUGAAGUCCGCCUUUAAAGACGCAGGCAUCGUCGUACCCUUGUCACACAACGAAAAGGGCUUCAGGUCGAAGAGUUGGUCCACUGACUACAACAAUGUUGGCGGCGCGAUCAACGUUUACGGUCUGGAUAGUUACCCUGGCGGCAUGAGCUGCACAAACCUCGACACUGGAUUCAACCUACCCAGGACUUACUACCAGUGGUUUCAGGAGGUCUCACCUACUCAGCCAGAGUAUCUGCCCGAAUUCGAAGGUGGAUGGUUUCAGCCAUGGGGUGGCUACUUCUUCGACCAGUGUUUGGCUGAGCAGAGCCCGGAGUUUGCAGAUGUAUUCUACAAGGGCUUGAUCGGACAGCGAGCUAGCCUUCUGAACUUGUACAUGGCAUACGGCGGCACGAACUGGGGCCAUUCUGCAGCUCCUGUUGUGUACACUAGCUACGACUACGACGCGCCGCUACGCGAGACACGAGAAGUACGCGACAAGUUCAAGCAGUACAAACUCCUUGCACUAUUCACCCGUGUCAGCAAGGGCCUUCACAACACGUUUAUGGAGAACAACGGCACCGCAAACGCGGUCGACAACUCCGCAAUCUGGACUUGGCAGCUCAAAAGCCGCGAUACGGAGGGGAGAUUCUACCUUGCCGAGAACAACAACACUCGUACCCGCGCUGUUACCGAUUUCUCGAUAACGAUCAAGACAUCGGAGGGCGAUGUCGAGAUCCCGAGCAUGCAGCUUGCGGGCCGUCAGAGUCGAUGGGUAGUCACGGACUACGCUGUGGGUGACGAAACGCUGCUCUACUCGUCAGCCGAGAUUGCUACCUAUGGCCUGUUUGAUCGGCCCGUCCUCGUACUCUACACCCGCGAAGGCCAGACAGGAGAGUUCGCAUUCAAAUCACAGGGUAACGUAACGUUCAAGGCAUACGGUGCGGAGUCAGACCUUGCGAGUAAGCCGGCCAAUGGCACCUACUCAAGCUUCUCGUACACCCAAAGCAAGGGUGCGACAGUCGUUGAGUUCUCCAACGGCGUUCUUGCUUAUAUGCUUGAUAUACCGACUGCAUGGACCUUCUUUGCGCCAUCAACGACAGAUGACCCCAACGUCACACCCGACCACCAGAUCUUCGUGCUCGGGCCAUAUCUCGUCCGCUCUGCCAGUGCAUCAGGCGGCACAGUUUCCGUUGUUGGCGACAAUGCAAAUGCGACGACUAUCGAGGUAUACGCCGGUUCUGAUGCGGAAACGAUAUCCUGGAAUGGAAAGGAGCUCGCUACAACGAAGACCCCCUAUGGUUCUCUUACUGCUGAGAUCGAAGGAACUGCUGACCGCAAGAUUACUCUUCCAGAGCUCUCAGACUUUAAGGCUGCUGGAUCUUCGCCUGAGAUACAACCUUCGUACGACGACAGCAGCUGGGUCGUCGCCAACAAGAACACCACUCUGAGCCCAGUCAAACCACUCACUCUCCCUGUACUCUUCAGCAGUGACUACAAGUACUACACUGGCGCCAAGAUCUACCGCGGAUACUUCUCCGACAAACCCGCAUCAUCACUCAACAUCACAGUCCAAGGUGGUAUAGCGGCUGGAUGGGGGGCUUGGCUUAACGGUCAAUCGAUUGGUUACCAUCCCGGUAACGCGUCGCUUACUUCAACAACAGCCUUGCUGUCAUUCAAGAACGUUACAUUGAAGGACGAAGGAAAUGUCUUGACAGUGAUAACCGACUACACUGGUCACGACCAGACCUCCACAGGCCCCGCAGGCGCCGAAAACCCUCGCGGUAUACUAGGUGCCCAACUCCUCGGUGGAAACAACACGAACAUCUCGUUCGACCAAUGGAAGAUCCAAGGUAACGCAGGUGGAGAGCGCAAUAUCGACCCAGUCAGAGGACCUAUGAACGAAGGCGGCCUAUACGGCGAACGCCUCGGCUGGCACCUCCCCGGCUUUGACACAUCUUCCUGGGAAGAUGCCAGUCCCACCGCCGACGGUAUCCAAGGCGCCGGCAUUCGUUGGUUCACCACCACUUUCUCUCUCUCCGUCGAUUCCGAUCUCGAUGUCCCAAUUGGCAUUGAACUCGGCGCUCCAAAAGGUACCAUCGCACGCAUGCUCCUCUUCGUCAACGGAUACCAGUACGGCAAAUACGUUCCCCACAUCGGACCUCAGACUCGCUAUCCCAUUCCUCCGGGUAUUCUGAACAUGAGGGGGGAGAAUGUAUUGAGUGUCACGUGA
Molecule: messenger RNA, 2817 nt
Organism: Alternaria hordeiaustralica
Lineage: Eukaryota; Fungi; Ascomycota; Dothideomycetes; Pleosporales; Pleosporaceae
Exons: 2
Coding region: 1-2817 (938 amino acids)
Biological process (GO): carbohydrate metabolic process
Cellular component (GO): vacuole
Molecular function (GO): beta-galactosidase activity
Source: RefSeq, a predicted model, not a curated record